GAAAAUUUAUCCAUUAGAGAGUAAAGACUCACUCACCCUUCUUUUUCUUUAUAGAGAAAGCAUUACUUCACCUUACACUAUAAAGAGUAUUUGCUAACUAAUGAAAUAGUAAACAAACAAUAUAUGAUUUAACUAUAGGACACAAGAGACAGACACACAGUUGUGACACAACACUAACAAUAAAAUAUUCAACACAAAGAAAGAAAGAAAAAAGAAGACAUAGUCUUUUGUGUUAUAAAAAUGGACACAAACCAAAGAAGCUAUUAUGUCUUGUGAUUCACAGAUUCCAACAAACGCCGUUUCAUUUCCUUACUUACACAAAGAAAGAGAAACUGUGUCUUAAAGGUUCUGUAACGUUUCAUAACAGACACGAUUUUAAAAGCUGCUUCAAUUGUCCUCAUAAAGUUCAAUCAUUCAAUUGUGUAACCAGAACAUGAUGAUGUAUAGUACUGUUUCUGUAACCAUGUAGUAAUGGUUGUGAUAAUGAUGAUAAAGACUCAUAUUUGAUCAGAUUGGUGAAAACUGAAAAGUGAUAAGUGAAAAGCUUCUGGUUUUUUAGAUUGCAAUGAUGUUGAAUUCUAGUGGAGAAGAUGAAUUGUAUGAACAAUUAUGGAAGGCUUGUGCAGGUCCUCAUGUUGAAGUUCCUCGUACAGGACAAAUGGUUUACUAUUUUCCUCAAGGACACAUGGAACAAUUAGAAGUAUCAACAAAUCAAGAACUAAAUCAAAGGAUUCCAUUGUUCAAACUUCCCAACAAGAUCCUUUGUCGUGUUGUCAAUGUUCAUUUACUGGCUGAACAAGAAACAGAUGAGGUUUAUGCACAGAUAACUCUGGUUCCAGAAUCUAAUCAAACUGAGCCUACAAGCCUUGAUCCUUGUCCUGCUGAACCUCCAAGACCGAAAAUUCACUCCUUCUCCAAGGUCUUAACUAACUCUGAUACAAGUACUCAUGGUGGCUUUUCUGUUCUAAGGAAGCAUGCCACAGAAUGUCUUCCUCCAUUGGAUUUGUCCCAAUCUACUCCAACACAGGAAUUGGUUGCUAGGGACCUUCACAAUUAUGAAUGGCACUUUAAGCAUAUAUUUAGAGGUCAACCACGUAGACACUUGCUCACAACUGGAUGGAGUACUUUUGUGACUUCCAAGAGAUUAGUCGCUGGAGAUACAUUUGUGUUUCUGAGAGGGGAAAACGGAGAAUUACGCGUUGGAGUGAGGCAUCUUGCUUCUCCACAGAGUUGCAUGCCUUCAUCUGUGAUUUCUGGUCAGAGCAUGCACCUUGGAGUCCUUGCAACUGCAUCUCAUGCUGUUGCAACACAAACUCUUUUUGUGGUAUACUAUAAGCCCAGGAUGAGCCAGUUCAUUAUAAGUGUGAAUAAGUAUAUGGAAGCUAUCAACCAAAAAUAUAGUGUUGGCAUGAGGUUCAAGAUGAGUUUUGAUGGGGAUGAUUCCUCUGAGACUGACAAAAGAUUUUCUGGCACAAUAGUUGGACAAGAGGAUAUUUCUUCGCACUGGUUGAAUUCAAAAUGGAGAUCACUCAAGGUUCAAUGGGAUGACGCUGCAUCUAUUCCAAGACCUGAUAGAAUUUCACCAUGGGAGAUAGAACCCCUUCUGGCUUCGGUUCCUAUAUCUCCUCCACCUGCUGCUGUAAAAUAUAAAAGGCCUAGACUACCUAGUGAAGUUCCCGAUCUUGGUGACACAGCACCAGGUGACUCUACUUACUGGGAAGCUGGGUUGACACAAUCAGACGUAACACAAGUUAAUAUUAUGUCGGAAAUCCAAAGGAGUGAAAGUAUGCAUAUGUGGCAUCAUAAGCUAACUGAUAAUAGCAGCUGCAAUGGUAAAUCAAGGAAUCCAACAGACGGAAGUUGGCUAUCUUCUCCUCAUUCUAGUGGUCCUUCUCAUUUGUGUCAGGACACAACCGACGAUAGCAAGAGUGUCAAUGUCUCAGCUUGGCCUAUUUCAAAAACUCACUCAGAAAUAUUGAACAACAAUGAUCAUUUGAUUGACAAAGUUGACAAGGAGAACAAAGUAGAGCCUGCUACAAGCUGUAGAUUGUUUGGGGUUUAUCUUAAUGAUAGCAGCAGGAACUCUCAGAAGGCAUCUGAAUAUGCAGAAAAUGUAUUUGGAGUCCCUUCUCAGGGAUGUGUUGCCGCUCCCUUGUCAAGAACUGAUACAGACCAAAAUAACUUUGAUAUCUCAAAGUCUUCAAAAGAAAGGAAACAAGAACCGUUACAAAUAUCUCCAAAUGAAACACAAAGCAAGCAAAUCAAUAGCAGAAGUUGCACCAAGGUUCAAAUGCAGGGUGUUGCAGUGGGUCGUGCGGUGGACUUGACCGCGUUGCAUGGAUACGGUGAACUUAUUGAUGAAUUGGAGAAGCUGUUUGACAUAAAGGGACACAUCAAACCUAGGAACAAGUGGGAAAUUGUCUUCACUGAUGAUGAAGGAGAUAUGAUGCUUGUUGGUGAUGAUCCAUGGCCGGAAUUUUGCAAUAUGGUGAAAAGAAUCUUCAUUUGUUCUAGCCAAGAUGUACACAAAAUGAGCACAGGAACCAAAUUACCUAUCUCAUCAAUAGAAGAGACUGUAAUAAGCUCAGACACAGCUGAGACAUGAAAAAAUUACUGUCUUUUUAAUAAAACGUUUUGUUAGUCUUUAAUGUUGCUGUUUCUUGUUUGAGUUAAUGAAAGCUAGUCCAUUCUUGGCUAGACAAGUUCCAUGCUAUUAGAUGUGAAACAUUGACUAAUUGUAGAAACUCAACAAUUGGAAAAAACAUGUUUUAAUAAAUUAAGUAGGUGAGAGGGGAGAAAUAAUUGGAUUGUGGAUAUGUGAAUACAUCUGUGUUAAUGCAUGUGUGAAUAAUGCUUAAUGUGCUAGUCUUGGCAAUUUAAUUCCAA
Trifolium pratense (red clover) is the source of this 2886-nucleotide messenger RNA. RefSeq names its product auxin response factor 18-like. Gene Ontology annotation, cellular component: nucleus. Lineage: Eukaryota; Viridiplantae; Streptophyta; Magnoliopsida; Fabales; Fabaceae. Bases 566 to 2605 code for a protein of 679 amino acids. Gene Ontology annotation, biological process: response to hormone; regulation of DNA-templated transcription. Gene Ontology annotation, molecular function: protein binding; DNA binding. The transcript is spliced from 13 exons. The record is from RefSeq and is a predicted model, not a curated record.